Salvia miltiorrhiza (redroot sage) is the source of this 2165-nucleotide messenger RNA. RefSeq lists its product as uncharacterized. The transcript is spliced from 9 exons. The record is from RefSeq and is a predicted model, not a curated record. NCBI's taxonomy places the organism in Eukaryota, Viridiplantae, Streptophyta, Magnoliopsida, Lamiales, Lamiaceae. The coding region runs from base 670 to 1914 and encodes 414 amino acids.
GGUUAAUGAUCUCGUCAUUCUCGCCUUCUCUGUUAUGCCCAAUUAUUUCUGUUAGCUUCGCGCCGUGUUUCUGAAGGGCGCUACGCCGCCAGGAGGUGAGGGACGAAGGCGUGGAAAUUGUUGGCGACGUGAUUGGCGCUGAGUUCGGCGAAGUCGAGAUCAAACUCGGCGAUGGUGAAAGAGAUCGAGUCGUGCGGGCAACGGGCGAAGUUGAGGGGGCGUACGAUUUUUCCGGCAAAGGGGGAGAAAUGGGUAAGGGUUUGAGGCGAUGAAUAAUGGCAAAGCUCAUGUUUGUUAUUAAGCUCACGUUUUUAAAAAAUUUGAUGGAUUGUUAUCACUAAUAACAGAUAACAAAUUCUGGUGGAGUCUUCCUUAUUUUUAGGACUUUAGUUUCGAUAGAAAAUUUAUAUACAUGCUUCCCUUUAUUUUCUCUAUAUAUCAGUACUGAAGUUGAGGUGAAUGCAUAUUCCUUUUUUUUAGGACUCUUAGAACUCUUUUAGUUUCCGUAGUAAAUUUAUACGUGGGCUUCCGUUUAUUUUCUCUACAUAUCAGUACUGAAGUUGAGAAGUGUUGUGUGUCCUCUGUCUAUUAUCCGUUGCUCUGCUCGACAAUAUUGUGAAGAAGCUAAAGAAUCCAAAUACGCGUGUCACUCGAGAUUGUACAGUUAAUAUGGCUGGCCGAAGAGGUGGACUUCGUGCAACUAGAAGACAUGGCAGUGAUCCCAAUUCUACGUCCUCUGCUUUACGUUCUGACUCGUCUGCGACGGUUGUACCGCACGCUGCUCAAAGUCAAGAUAGAACGGAGAACAAUAUUGGUACUGAAACCCAAGUUCACGGCUCACCAUCGAACAGGAGAACUAGGAGUUCUCGUGUUCGUGGACAGACCUCUGCUAGGGCAUCUCGUGUUCGUGGACAGACCUCUGGUCUAGGAGCUCGACAGGCAUUGAAACAUGCCAAAAACAGGUUUAACGUCCAGUUUAGAUUUGGUGCGAGAGCAGCUGUAUGUGCCAACACCUCAAAGUUCAACAAUGAAAUUGGAAAAAUUUUGCGUACGGAUUGUAGUCUCCAUUACGAUGAGUGGAGGGAUGUACCAGAGUCUGUUAGGGCACCUCUGAGGGAGAAACUUCUUACACUCUUCGAUAUAGAUGUUGAAGAUCAGAAUGUCAUACAUGUUAUCAAUAGGCAAAUGCAGAGAUCUUGGCGUUCCUACCGAUACACUCUGCAUAAAAAGUUCAAAGAGAUUGGAGGAGAUGAAGAUCCAAUCAAGGCCAAGAGCAUUGGACAUAAAGGAGUUAAAAAGGAGGACUGGGAUUAUUUGUGUGAUUUAUGGGCUAGUGAAUCAUACAAGGAACGAGCCAAGAAGAAUGCCAUUUCGAGAUCAAAAAGAAAGUGGGAAUCUAGAAACGGAUCCAAGAGUACUUUGCGCCACCAUAUUGAACGUGGAGUUGAGUUGGAUGCUCCAACUGGACAAAUUGAGACAUGGCGCAUUUGUAAUUGGCAAUCCGACAAGGGAUGGUCGUCACCGGAGCUCGAAGCGAAAUAUGAAGAUAUGAUGCAGCUAAGGCGAGAUAAUCCACCGGAUGAAAUGACUGAUAAAGAGAUCAUAGAGAAAGUCCUUGGGCGACAAUCAGUACGUUUGAAUGGUUGGGGGCGGUCGCCUAGCAAAUCUAGAGGCGAGUGUAGCCAAGGCUCAAUUCGUCCCUCGUACGAACAACUUCGUGAUGAAUUAGAUGAGAACAGAGAGCAUGUUAAAACACUUGAAGAUCGGAUUCGGAUGUUGGAAGAAAGGCUUGAGAAUAACAGUGCACAUAAUUCUUCCAUACGACGAGCUCCCUCAGAUCACGCUUCCGCACCUUCUAAUAUGAAUGCAUCUCCUGCAAGUGAUGAUGGUUAUGAUUCAGAUGAUAUUUGUUGAUCGACUUUUAGUAUAUUUGUGAAUUCUGCACUUAUUUUGCUUGAGGACCUGGUGCUGCUUGAUAUCUGUGCAAACUCGCCACCCUUUGUAAUAUGCAAGGGUGUAGGCUUUAUUUUCCAAUUGUUGGCUGAUUUUGCAUUUGUUUUCCAUUAGCUGCGGUAGUUUUUGACUAAAUUUUCAUUUGUUUUGUCAUUAGACUCUAAUUUUUGGUUAAGCUUUUCUAAUUUUAUAUUAUAUAGCUUUACUCUCAA